Messenger RNA from Diversispora eburnea, 173 nucleotides. Lineage: Eukaryota; Fungi; Glomeromycota; Glomeromycetes; Diversisporales; Diversisporaceae. The record is from the annotation of a GenBank genome assembly.
CACCGGAUUCACAACAAAUUUCAGUUUUUACUGAUAUUUUUAUUAUCGUUUGGCUUGGAUCCGCUGUAGUGACAAUAAAUGCAAAACUUUUAGGUGGUUCAGUUAUUUGUGGAAAACCCUUAUGUAAGAUUGCCUUUAUGUAUUGUCGCAUUUGCUUGGUCUUCUUACGGUAA